Messenger RNA from Closterium sp. NIES-65, 426 nucleotides. NCBI's taxonomy places the organism in Eukaryota, Viridiplantae, Streptophyta, Zygnematophyceae, Desmidiales, Closteriaceae. The record is from the annotation of a GenBank genome assembly.
AUGGGCCGCCCUCAUCUGCGGCCCCGCCGCCCUCACCUGCGGCCCCGUUGCCGCCCUCACCUGCGGUCCUGCCGCCCUCAUCUGCGGCCUCGUUGCCACCCUCACCUGUGGCCCCACCGCCGCCCUUCGCUGCGGCCCGUCGCCGCCCUCACCUGCGACCCCGCCGCCCUCACCUGCGGCCCCGUUGCCGCCCUCAUCUGCGGCCCUGUAGCCGCCCUCAUCUUCGGCCCCGCCGCCCUCACCAGCGGCCCCGUCGCCGCCCUCACCUGCGGUCCUGCCGCCCUCAUCUGUGGCCUCGUUGCCACCCUCACCUGUGGCCCCACCGCCGCCCUUCGCUGCGGCCUGUCGCCGCCCUCACCUGCAACCCCGCCGCCCUCACUUGCGGCCCCGCCGCCAUCCAUUGCUGCAGCGCCGCCCGUCGCCUGA